Molecule: messenger RNA, 1360 nt
Organism: Phragmites australis (common reed)
Lineage: Eukaryota; Viridiplantae; Streptophyta; Magnoliopsida; Poales; Poaceae
Product: chloroplastic lipocalin
Exons: 5
Coding region: 162-1184 (340 amino acids)
Molecular function (GO): small molecule binding
Source: RefSeq, a predicted model, not a curated record
UCAGCCCCUCCUAGAUUCAACGACCUGCAGUAGAGCGGCCCCACUUCCCUCCCGAGCUGCCAUGACACACCAUGGACAGCGAAAUUCUCCUGCCUAAUCUAACACUGGGAAAUCUAAUAAGAAAGUAAUCUCGUUGGCCUGAAACUUUGAGGCGGAGAGCCAUGGUUCUCAUGCUGUUGGGCUCCUCUCUUGCGUCGUCACACCCAGCUUGCUCUUCCGGUUCCAGGAGAAAAUGUAGCACCGCCAGACAGAAAAUCAUCAGAUGCUCUCUGAAAGAGAAAGCGCCAUUGAACAAACAUGGAGUAGUAUCCAAGCAGUUAAUCUCCUGCCUUGCUGCUUCGCUUGUGUUCAUCUCUCCACCUAGUCAGGCUAUUCCUGCAGAAACCUUUGCCCAGCCGGGCUUGUGCCAGAUCGCAGCAGUGGCAGCCAUCAACAGUGCUUCAGUUCCUCUGAAAUUUGACAACCCUUCAGAUGACGGCAGUGUAGGGAUGAUGAUGAAGGGUAUGACUGCCAAAAACUUUGAUCCAGUUCGCUACUCUGGUAGAUGGUUUGAGGUAGCCUCACUGAAACGUGGAUUUGCUGGUCAGGGACAGGAAGACUGUCAUUGUACUCAGGGAGUCUAUUCAUUUGAUGAGAAGACACGCUCAAUCCAGGUGGAUACAUUCUGUGUACACGGUGGACCUGAUGGAUACAUCACCGGUAUUCGGGGAAGGGUGCAAUGUCUGACCGAAGAGGACAUGUCAAAUGCCGAGACAGAUCUUGAGAGGCAGGAGAUGAUACGGGGGAAAUGCUAUCUCCGGUUCCCAACACUGCCGUUCAUACCCAAGGAACCCUACGAUGUCCUUGCAACUGAUUAUGACAAUUAUGCAGUUGUAUCUGGAGCUAAGGACACAAGCUUUAUUCAGAUAUACUCAAGAACACCUAACCCCGGGCCAGAAUUCAUCGAGAAGUACAAGUCCUAUCUUGCCAACUUCGGCUAUGACCCAACCAAGAUCAAGGACACCCCACAGGACUGCGAGGCGAUGCCCUCCGACCAGCUUGCGCUGAUGAUGUCGAUGCCCGGGAUGAACGAGGCCCUGACUAAUCAGUUCCCAGACCUAAAGCUGAAGGCAUCGGUGGCGCUGGACCCGUUCACAAGUGUGUUUGACACCCUGAAGAAGCUGCUUGAACUGUACUUCAAGUAAACUCGGUGUCGUAUUGUUCAGUGGUCCACUUCUCCACAUGGAGCUGCAGUUGAAUAGAGUCCAGUUUGUUGGUUUGUUCUAGCAUUUGGUAAUUUGGCUUUUGCUGUGUGCCUUAUCAGAGGAGGAAAUAUUCUUCCAAACACAUAAUAAUACUGAAAUAUUUGAGCAUCCAGAAA